CGUGUAAAAGUGCUUGUAAAACAUCGCUUAGGAAAAGGCUCUGCACACAGCACUUCACCUGCGAUCAUUUCCUGGCUAUAAGAGACACAAAAACAGACGAGCUGAAUCACAUCUGGUGUAGCAGAUCGGUAUAACUUCACAGCGUGAAAUUCUGAGAGCUGAAAUGGAGGAAGUUGACAAUUAUUUUGAUUACUUUAAUGUAACCGACUGGUGUGAGGGGGAUACAAACUGCACCCCUUUUGUGUUCCCUACUGAACCGCCACUGUCCAGGAUUGGUUACCGGCAUUGGAUCACUCUGGUCUGCUACCUCAUUGUGUUCCUGCUGGGUGUCCCGGGGAACGCUCUGGUGGUGUGGGUGACCGCGUUUCGAAUGCCGAACUCUGUGAACGCACAGUGGUUCCUAAAUCUGGCCAUCGCGGAUCUGCUGUGCUGCUUAUCGCUGCCUCUCCUCAUGGUGCCGCUCAUCCAGGACCAGCACUGGCCUUAUGGUGCUUUGGGUUGCAAAAUACUCAGCGGUUUGCUCUACAUGAUGAUGUACUGCAGCGUUCUGCUCCUGGUCGUGAUCAGCUUGGACCGUUUCCUACUGGUGACCAAACCGGUGUGGUGCCAGAACCACAGAAACACGAGGCAGGCCCGCUGCGUCUGUUUGGUCGUCUGGAUUCUUGCUCUCCUCGCCGGUUCUCCUCAGUUUGCUCACAUGGAGAUAAAUGAAGUGAGCAAGGCUAAAAUAUUGUGCCAAGGCAUAUACAAUGGCUUAGGUCACGCAUGGUCCGUAACUCUUACCCGCUUUUUUCUGUCUUUUCUGCUGCCUUUCCUGAUCAUCUGUAUCAGCCAUUGGAAGGUUUACCUCAAGACAAGCUCUGGCCGAGGGCAAAAAGGCAGUGACAAGUCAGGCCGGGCGCUACGUGUCAUCCUGGCAUUGGUGCUCAGCUUCUUCCUGUGUUGGAUUCCUUUGAACAUUGUUGAUAUUCUUCAGUUAAUAAUGCAAAGACAACCCCAUCACGUUCAAGCCAACUUGCAUCUAGCCAAUGUGCUGACGCUCUGCUUAGCUUACAUUAACAGCUGCCUGAACCCGCUGCUCUACGUAUGUCUUGGCCGCGGUUUUAAGGAAAAUCUGAUUAGCUCACUGCGAAGUGUGUUUCACUUCGCAUCCGAGGCAUCGCCCCAUCGAAUCAGCAUGACUGCAAACAGUAAAUCAACCACAGACGGGUUCAGAGAGAAGCCCUUAUGAAAUUUUAGCAUGGAGAUAUGGAUCGAAAACCUAUUCAAAUACUACCCUCUGGAAUCAUUUGUAGGUUUAUAGAAAGGUUUAUCUUUAAGUUUAUGGCUCACUAGUGGACACGCUGCUCAAAAAUGAUGAACAAACUUGGUCACCAGUAACCAGUGUAGUAAACCUCCGAAACAUUCUUGCACAAAACAAACCAAUAUAUAACCAUUUCCUGUCAUAGCUAAUCAAAAACAGCAGUGCACAGUUCACUAUGUUAACAUGCACUAAUUUUCACUAAUUGGAAUUAAAUUUUAAUUCAGAUUCUGAAAGUUGUGUUUAUUUGAACACUAAACCUUGCAAUCCUAUUCACAUAUAUUUGUUUAUAUGCACAUUGUACCUGUUGCGAACAAAACUUUAAGUGCAUGAAACAGAGAAAGUCACUGCAAGAAUGUUGCAAUCGUCCUAUCUGUAAGCCCCGCCCACUUAGUUAAUGUUGUGAACUCGGACAAACAGUGUUGCUAACUGUCUUACAAUGACAGCUGUCAGUGUGAAAACCUUGUCUUUAUAUCUUUUGAUAAAUAUUGGACACAGAAGGACCACCAUUCAAGAGCAACUUAAAUAUUCAAAGGAGAGAUAUGAAAUAUUUUAAAAUAAAUAUGAUAAUGUGUGAGUAUUCAUUUGGAAGCAAGGGUUUACAGAUCACAAUGCAAGCGGGAAAAGCCUCAUGUUAUGUUCGUCACGAUCACAGACAACAACAUCCCGGAUCAAUGCUGUUUUCUGUGUCACAGGGUGUGGGAAAAUUUAUUUACAUUUAACCAGUUUAAUAUAAGAGACAGUGAAAUGUCAACCUUCAUUUAUGUUUUUAUUUUUAUUUUUUGUCCUACACUGUACACGACGUGAGAACAGUCCGCUAUUUAGAUUUGUACGCUAACAUGCAUGGACUAACUAACUUUUAACGUUAACUAGUUUUGGCCAGAGAUACCUUGCUGAAGCACAAGAUGACAUUAACUUCAGCUUGAACAGAUGAAAAUUGUAACUUGAUUUGUGUAUGACAACCAGAAAAUAAACGUUUUUGUCUUCAUUGUGA
This is a messenger RNA of Carassius carassius (crucian carp), 2294 nucleotides long. Its product is annotated as C5a anaphylatoxin chemotactic receptor 1-like. Gene Ontology annotation, molecular function: G protein-coupled receptor activity; complement receptor activity. The record is from RefSeq and is a predicted model, not a curated record. NCBI's taxonomy places the organism in Eukaryota, Metazoa, Chordata, Actinopteri, Cypriniformes, Cyprinidae. Bases 164 to 1231 code for a protein of 355 amino acids. Gene Ontology annotation, cellular component: plasma membrane. The transcript is spliced from 2 exons. Gene Ontology annotation, biological process: inflammatory response; complement receptor mediated signaling pathway; chemotaxis.